AAUAUGUUGGACUUCGUGUUUGCUGUUGAUGAUUCUGUGACCUGGCAUAUGAUGAACUUGUUAAAGAACAGGAGUCAUUAUUCCUUCCUAAAAGUUUUUGGGCCAAAACAGAUAAGUAGCAUACAGAGCUACGGAGCAGGGAUUUACUACAAUACUUUAGUGCCAUGUAAUGGUAGGAUGAUAAAAUACGGUGUAAUUAGCACUGAUACCCUGAUUGAUGAUUUACUUCACUGGAAAACCCUCUAUGUUGCUGGACGCCUACAAAAACCGGUGAAAAUACUGACACAGAAUGAGAAUAGCAAGCUGCAAGCUGCUCUUGUUAGCAAUCUGAAGAGUGCAGUCACAGCAGCCUUUCUCAUGUUACCAGAAAGUUUCUCUGAAGAAGACCUCUAUAUGCAGAUUGCAGGACUCUCCUAUUCUGGUGAUUUCAGAAUGAUAAUAGGAGAAGACAGAUCGAAAGUGCAGAACAUAGUGAAACCUAAUGUUCUCCAUUUUCAGAAGCUGUACAGUAACAUAUUACAGGACUGCCCUCAAGUGGUAUACAAGCACCAUCUGGGAAGGCUAGAGAUUGAUAAAAGUCCAGAAGGUCAAUUUACACAACUAAUGGCCUUGCCAAGGACUCUGCAACAAAAGAUAACUUCUCUGGUAGACCCUCCUGGAAAAAACAGAGAUGUGGAAGAAAUUUUACUGCAAGUUGCCCACGAUCCUGACUGUGGAUUUGUGGUGCAUCAAGGCAUUUCAGGAAUUGUGAGAUCUUCCAGUAUAGUGCAGAGUGCUAAAACCAUACUAACAGCUGAUGUGACUCAUCACCCUGAGGGCUGCUUUAAGAAACCAGCUGGGCAAAGAAAAUCUAUAACUUACAGUACGAAGAAAUUAUAUAAAAUGACAAAGGGAUGGUUAAGGAAGACAUCCUGAGUCUUGACAUACUGUGUAUGGGUAAAUAAAUGGUACUUUCUCUCUGAAUAUUUUGCAGAUGUUGCUUUGCCUGCUUGAGAAGAUUAAAGUGCAUUUAAGUCUGUUCUAAUAACUUACAUGCCCAUUUUUACUACUAAAAUAGAAACUUUUGUUAGUGGGGGAAGAUUUGAUGGUAAUAGGGCAAAGGAAUUAUACAGUGCAAGUACUGAAAUGAAUUUUCCUGUAUACUAUAGCUUAGAUUUUGAAACCCUGAGUGAAAAGGAUUGAUUGUAUGUAUGAAUUAAAAAUGAAAGCCACUCAUUUUCUAUGUAUUGCUAGCUUUAUUUUCCAAAAUACCCCCAGGCUCUUUCAAAAUAUUCACUGUCACAAUUUUAGUUCUGUCGGGGACUUAUGGAACUGGAGAGUCCAUUGAGUUUUAAGUAGGCAUGAAACUGUCAUCUUGAAAUACAUUAUUUCUGCACUUACAAGUUCAUCCUUAGAAUUCUUCUGAAGAUGCUUACUGGGUGCUUCUGCAGGGUAGACUUCAUAAAAAGUAAAUUUUUUCUCAGAUGUGUGACGUUCUGAAUCCAACAAUUUUGACAAUGACUUUCAGUCUGGGAAAGUGUGUUUGAAAUGAGAAGCUUGUCAGGUAUCAGAUCCUUCCAUAAAAAUUGUUAUGUUCCUUUCAUGAGACUGAGGUGAC
Pygoscelis adeliae (Adelie penguin) is the source of this 1597-nucleotide messenger RNA. It is a transcript of the gene TAMM41, whose product is annotated as TAM41, mitochondrial translocator assembly and maintenance protein, homolog (S. cerevisiae). Lineage: Eukaryota; Metazoa; Chordata; Aves; Sphenisciformes; Spheniscidae. Bases 4 to 915 code for a protein of 303 amino acids. Gene Ontology annotation, molecular function: phosphatidate cytidylyltransferase activity. The transcript is spliced from 8 exons. The record is from RefSeq and is a predicted model, not a curated record. Gene Ontology annotation, cellular component: mitochondrion. Gene Ontology annotation, biological process: cardiolipin biosynthetic process; CDP-diacylglycerol biosynthetic process.